Messenger RNA from Myotis myotis, 429 nucleotides. RefSeq names its product T-cell leukemia/lymphoma protein 1A-like. The transcript has 3 exons. Gene Ontology annotation, biological process: positive regulation of peptidyl-serine phosphorylation. Bases 1 to 429 code for a protein of 142 amino acids. NCBI's taxonomy places the organism in Eukaryota, Metazoa, Chordata, Mammalia, Chiroptera, Vespertilionidae. The record is from RefSeq and is a predicted model, not a curated record. Gene Ontology annotation, molecular function: protein serine/threonine kinase activator activity.
AUGAGUGGGAGAACUGCCUUGAGCGAGUGCCCGUUCACCACGUGCAGGAGCCUGCACCCCGACCACCUGUGGAUCUGGCGGCCCAACGUGUAUGUGGACGAGAAUGACCGCACCUGGCUGCCCAUCAUCAUGGAGAGCCCGGUUCCCAGCACCUCGGGGGCCAGCUGUGCCUGGAGGCGCCUCAAAGGUGUGCCCCCUUCUUCUCUCCAGACAGAAAGCAGCCUCCAAGUCCUCAUGCGCCAGAUCGAGGUCUCCCGCGGGGAGGCCAUGCAGCCCAGCCGGCUGCCCCCCAGCAUGCUGCCCCUCAUGUGGCAGCUCUACCCUGGCAGGCGGUACCGCGCCUCCGACUCCAGCUUCUGGCGCAUCGUGUACCACAUCGAGAUCAAUGGUGUCGAGGACAUGGUCCUUGAGCAGCUGCCAGACCCGUAG